Molecule: messenger RNA, 1253 nt
Organism: Electrophorus electricus (electric eel)
Lineage: Eukaryota; Metazoa; Chordata; Actinopteri; Gymnotiformes; Gymnotidae
Product: von Willebrand factor C domain-containing protein 2-like
Biological process (GO): negative regulation of BMP signaling pathway
Cellular component (GO): AMPA glutamate receptor complex
Molecular function (GO): protein binding
Source: RefSeq, a predicted model, not a curated record
CGCGCGCCUCCCCGCGGACUUGCGAGAGCGCGCAGAAAGUCUCCUACAAUGCAACGGUUUAGUUUGCACGCGGAAACCUGCCGUGUUACCGUAAACGCGAACGGCCGGUGAACGUUUGUGUCGCGCUGUGGGUUUGAGGCUUAAGUGAACAUGGCCGUGCUUCUCCACUGGGCCGCACGGGCUCCAGGUGCUGUGUGUCUGCUCUGGGUGCUGUGUCUCCGCGGAUCUUUGUCCUUCUCCGCCGGACACGGGGCCACCUGUGAGGAGAACGGCUCCGUGUACUACGUGGGUGAAUGGUAUUUCCUGGACUCCGACCCCUGUGCUCAGUGCGAGUGCACCUCCGGAGGGUCGCUCUGCGCGAGGACGGCGUGCACGUCCCUGCCAACCGCGUGCAUCCAUGUGAGUCAUUACCCGACCGACUGCUGCCCGAGAUGCGAGAAGAUCGGCUGCGAGUACCGGGGUGAAGUGUACGAUCUGGGCCAGGCCUUUCAGCCUUCAGAAUGCGAGCAGUGCACCUGUGACAGCGACGGCAUUGCCAGGUGUCUGGUAGCAGACUGUGCUCCACCCCCAUGUGUGAACCCAGCUUAUCAGAGAGGGAAGUGCUGCCCAGACUGUAAAGAUGGUCCUAACUGCUAUGUGGAUGGCACUAGGACCCAGGUGAUCCCGGGCGGAGAGACGGUGUGGGUGGACUCCUGCACCAAGUGCUGCUGUCAUGACGGGCAGGACGCGGGUUACUGGGAGGGGAAUCGCCUGGCCACCUGCACCAGAGUCCAGAACUGCACAGCUGGCAAAGGACUCAACUGACUCAACAUAUGUGUGCGUGUAUAUAUAGCGCUUAUAGCUUUAGCAGACAUGAGGUGUAUUCUUAUAUAAGAGGUUAAAUGACUCUGAAUAUUACUUUGGCCUUGUUAGUCCUAAUUAAGCUCCAGUGUGUAGACUAGGUGCUGGCGGUCUUAGGUGUCGAUUAAUAAAUUAGGAGCUGUGUGUCCGUCUACUGGAGCAGCACCUGGACAUUACACUGUCAUUGCAAGGAGUCUCUCUCCUGCUAUUGCAUAUUUUGACUCUUUGGGGGAGAAAAGGUUACGCUCAUUUCUUUUCAUUAUGUGUCACUGUCAUUGACACAAACGUAUGCACAGAGCUACUAAUAGUUUGUGCACUACAAUGUCUGUAAUUUCCCUUCUAACCCCUAACCCUAACCUAAACGCUAACCCCUAACCCUAACCCUAACCCUAACCCCUAACCCUAACCUAAAC